AUGACCGCCAACGUGCGCGAGCCCCAACCCGUCCCCUCACGCUCCCCUUCCCCACCGGAGGACAUAGCCGCAGCAAUGGGCUUCUCCUCCUUCGGCGCGAAACCCAAACCCCCGAAGAAGAAACGCAGACUAGCCGAUCCGAACAGCGAGGGAAGCGGAAGCAACAACACGCCCCUGGGCGUGAGGACACGAACGCCGGCCGGGCAGCAGGCGAAGGAAGACGUCGAGCGAAAUCGGGGCCAAUCGACCGAGAUGGGCGUGGGUGGGGCGCAGAGUCAGGAACGGAGGCCAACUCAGGAGGAAUGGACCGGCCUGCCGAACCCGGACCCCCUCGCCGCCGCGGCCCUCGAUGAAACGGCCGCCAUGCUGCUCGAAACGGGCCGCUUGCCGCGGUAUCUCGACUGGGAUGAGGGUCGUGUCGAGGGCGGGCGGCGUGAUGAUGGAAUGUGGCGGGUUGGAGGGGAUGCGGGGGAGGGGAUGAGGAGGCAGGGGAAGAGAGGGGACGGGGAGUGGGAUUGGCAGGCGUUGAGGAAGGGGGUGGUGGUGGAUGAGAGGGGGGAUGUGGCGUUUUACGAUGGGAGUUUUGUGGAGGAUCCUUGGAGGGGUUUGGGUGGUGGGAUGGGGGAGGGGAGGUGA
Letharia columbiana is the source of this 636-nucleotide messenger RNA. RefSeq lists its product as uncharacterized. The transcript has a single exon. Lineage: Eukaryota; Fungi; Ascomycota; Lecanoromycetes; Lecanorales; Parmeliaceae. The coding region runs from base 1 to 636 and encodes 211 amino acids. The record is from RefSeq and is a predicted model, not a curated record.